GAUAUUUUUUCUCUCUCCGUCUCUUUCGCUGUUCACAAGUCAGAGACAAUGGUUCCCGGAUACAGACGAAGCUUUAGCCGGGCGAGCUUCGACUCGUCCGAGUUGACUUGGAGCGAGUCCGCCGAGUUUUCUUCGGAGGAAGAAGAGACGACGUCGUCCAUGUACUCUGCUGGAAAAGAGAAGGGUUCAACAGAAUGGACCGAUGAGAAGCACAGUUUGUAUCUUAAAUCCAUGGAGGCCUCGUUCGUACAUCAUUUGUAUAAUUCCCUCGGAAAUCUUGGUUCGCAUUGUAACGAGAAGAAUGCGAUAGGCAUAGGAUCUUCCAGACGACCUUGCCGCGGUGGAAAUCCUUCUCAAGAUCAGGUUCAUCGUGCCGGUUUCUGGCAGAGGAUGGAUGUUAACCAAUCCGAGUAUUGCUUUAACGGAAGUGACCCUUGUCACUUCAGACCUUUAGCAGAAGGCCAAAGCCUGGAUUGGCCUAUGCUCGAAGGUAGUUCUGUUCCCGAAAGCCGAGUGGUCUGCCCAAAUGGGAAGAAGGAUAUAGUCAUAUGCAGUUCUGGAUCAGCUUCUACUUCGAAGCAGGUCAGUUCGGGUCACUACCGGGGCCAAAUCAACGAUAGAGAAGAAGUAUCAGACCAGAACUUUGUUGACGAAGAAGAUAACGACAAAGAAAAACCGAGCACCUCAAAGAAGAUGAAGAUAGGAAUAAUCGAAUCUUCGAGUAAUGAUCAGGUCGUUCCAUACGGAAAAGCUCCGAGAAACUCGAUAAACACGUGAAAAAGCCUCGUAUCCGCGAUGGUAAUGGAGCCGAGGCAAGGACAUCUUUGUAUGUAAAUAAUUUAUUUUUUUUUACGCAAAGUGCCCAACUGCAAUGUCCCUCUAGGCGAAUUUCUCGGUUACAUAUGAACCCUAGGGUUCGAAUUCAAAUCGUUUACGAUUACAUGUUAUUUGGUUCCCAAAUAAAGGCUGUCUUAACGAAUCCUAACGGAGCAAUGAAGCAGCAUAUGAUGGUUGAGAAGGCCAAGGAAGAACACAAAGAUGGUUGAGAUUACGCGUUGGUAAUGUAGAUGUUAGAAUCAGAGUUUCGUAUUUUGGUACAAUUUAUUUUUUUCUGGGAAAAAUUAUCAUUCAAAAAUAAAAUAUGAUUUUAAGUUUUUCA
Messenger RNA from Tarenaya hassleriana, 1159 nucleotides. RefSeq lists its product as uncharacterized. Lineage: Eukaryota; Viridiplantae; Streptophyta; Magnoliopsida; Brassicales; Cleomaceae. The record is from RefSeq and is a predicted model, not a curated record. The coding region runs from base 49 to 777 and encodes 242 amino acids. Gene Ontology annotation, biological process: response to cold; regulation of circadian rhythm. The transcript has 5 exons.